AUGGCAGUACCUAUUGCGGUUCUUGACUGCGACCUCUUGCUCUACGGCCGUGGACACAGGACUUUGGAUCGCUUCAAGCUGGAGGAUGUCACGGAUGAGUAUCUAGUAUCCACGUACGGCUUUCCCCGACAGUUCAUCUACUACCUGGUGGAUCUCCUGGGAGCGAGUCUCUCUCGCCCUACACAGCGGUCCAGGGCCAUCAGUCCAGAGACACAGAUCCUUGCUGCAUUGGGUUUCUAUACCUCCGGCUCCUUCCAGACUCGCAUGGGGGAUGCUAUUGGCAUUAGCCAAGCCUCCAUGAGCCGCUGCGUUGCCAACGUAACUGAGGCAUUGGUGGAAAGAGCCUCACAGUUCAUUCACUUUCCUGAGGAUGAAGCUACUGUCCAGCGCCUGAAGGAUGACUUUUAUGGGCUGGCAGGCAUGCCGGGAGUGCUGGGGGUGGUUGACUGCACCCACGUCGCAAUCAAAGCACCAAAUGCUGAGGACCUGUCCUAUGUGAACAGAAAGGGACUUCAUUCUCUGAACUGCCUGAUGGUGUGUGAUGCCAGAGGAGUCCUCCUGAGCGCAGAAACACACUGGCCAGGCAGCCUGCCCGACUGCACUGUGUUACAGCAGGCAGCCCUGACAAGGCAGUUUGAGACUGAGCUACAUAAAAAUGGCUGGCUACUUGGUAAGUCUAUUUUUUAUUGUUGUUCUCUGUGA
Nestor notabilis (Kea) is the source of this 702-nucleotide messenger RNA. RefSeq names its product harbinger transposase derived 1 (gene HARBI1). The record is from RefSeq and is a predicted model, not a curated record. The transcript has a single exon. The coding region runs from base 1 to 702 and encodes 233 amino acids. Lineage: Eukaryota; Metazoa; Chordata; Aves; Psittaciformes; Psittacidae.